AUGCCGCGAAAGAGAAGUGCAAGAACCGAGGCGAGCGACCAUGAUGAUUGGCACCAUAUAUCCGAUCAGACAUUGCGAAAGCGCAUACAGAACCGAGUGGCACAACGGAAACACCAAUGCCAGAACGAAAUGGACUUCUGGCCCUACCCUGCAGGGCCUUCGCCGAACGACUCUUUGCUAUACGCAUCUGGUCAUUCACCGGAUGGAUCAUCUCAUGCGUCCAUGUCAGCGCUGAGCGAUGUGGGGUUGAAUCUAGAUGCCGACAUUACGUCUCUUUCCGGGCAGCCUGUAGCUCAUAUGGUCCAGAGUUGCGAUGAUAGUAUUUUGCGCACACCAGAUGCCAUGUCUUGGUCGGCCGGCGGUCACCAAGAUGGACCUCGAAACAGCAAAUACCUGAGUUCGGAAAAUCGCAAUUUCACGGAACAAAGCUUGCUUUACGCCCCCACUGCGGCCAAAGGGACACCUCAGAGCUAUGAUUCCAACUCGUGUAACGACACGGCCGAAUCAAAUCGAGAUAUUGUUUCGCAAAAGCAACCGGCAAAUUACUACAAUACACCCUCGUCAGUUCUGUUCGAUCUCCACUUUGGUGGGGACUCAAAUAGCUCGACUCAGAACAAUCGAGGCGGAUCAUCGACAGAAGGAGAUCGAUCGCCUCACACGCACGCGCCUCAGAUCAACAACGAAGAUUUACAACAGGCCAAGAAUAGCAUUGACUCGCCAAGAUGUCUUGCCACACGGAUCGAGAAGGCGAUUGAGGUUAUCCGCGAGCUGGGCUUUGACAGCGUCGAUGAGCUCGCUACACAGUACUACACUGCGGAUCUUCAACGCCGACCUGCCCUUCAGCACAGACGUCAACUAUCCCGUCGACGAGGUCUGGUUGAUCUCUUUCGCUCGAUUGAAGAAGACUCGAGAGAUAAGUGGACGGAGUGGGAGGUACAAGGUUAUCGUGAUGAGAUUCUGAGAUCAGCAGAGGAGAUCCUGGAUGAGGAGUUCUCUCGAUUUGUCAAGCUUUACGGAAACGGCAAGAAUACAGAGGGGAAUCUGGGGAAACAGAGACGCCGGUUUCAAGACAAGCUACCAAACCUGUCAAGUCUACUUAGUGUGCUUGGCAUGUCCAUUCAACCCCAAGGAAAUACAGACCGAACUGGAGCAAUGGUGUGUGCAAUCAGCGUGCUGUUGGGUAGUCUCGAUGUUCAAAGUCCAAACGAAUGA
Boeremia exigua is the source of this 1212-nucleotide messenger RNA. RefSeq lists its product as uncharacterized. The record is from RefSeq and is a predicted model, not a curated record. The transcript has 3 exons. The coding region runs from base 1 to 1212 and encodes 403 amino acids. Lineage: Eukaryota; Fungi; Ascomycota; Dothideomycetes; Pleosporales; Didymellaceae.